Molecule: messenger RNA, 660 nt
Organism: Penicillium canariense
Lineage: Eukaryota; Fungi; Ascomycota; Eurotiomycetes; Eurotiales; Aspergillaceae
Product: 60S ribosomal protein eL13
Exons: 5
Coding region: 1-660 (219 amino acids)
Biological process (GO): translation
Cellular component (GO): ribosome; cytosolic large ribosomal subunit
Molecular function (GO): structural constituent of ribosome; RNA binding
Source: RefSeq, a predicted model, not a curated record
AUGGCGAUCAAGCACAACAACCAAAUCCAGAAGAACCACUUCCGCAAGGACUGGCAGCGUCGUGUGCGCGUGCACUUCGACCAGCCCGGCCGGAAGCACCGUCGUCGUGAGGCCCGUAUCUCCAAGGCCGCCGCUGUUGCUCCCCGUCCCGUCGACAAGCUGCGUCCCGUUGUCCGGUGCCCUACCAUCAAGUACAACCGCCGCGUUCGUGCUGGUCGUGGUUUCACCCUCGCUGAGCUGAAGGAGGCCGGUAUCCCCAAGAAGCUCGCUGGCACCGUCGGUAUCUCGGUCGACCACCGCCGCACCAACUACUCUAAGGAGUCUCUGGUUGCCAACGUCGCCCGCCUGAAGGACUACAAGGCUCGCCUGAUCCUCUUCCCCCGCAAGAGCGGUCAGUUCAAGAAGCUCGACUCUUCUGCCGAGGAGGUCAAGGCCGCUAAGGCCGGUGAGGGUAUCGCCAAGAACGUCGGCGCUUCCUUCCCCAUCAUCAACCCCGCCCUCGAGGCCGCCGUCACCGAGGUCAAGCGCGACGCCCUGCCCAAGGGUGAGGAGGCUGCGUACCGCCGCCUGCGCGACGCCCGCGCCGAGGCCCGCCACCGCGGCCAGCGCGAGAAGCGUGCCCGUGUCCAGGCUGAGGAGGAGCAGGCCGCUAAGAAAUAA